UUGGCCAUGUUGGCAUUUCCGUUGAGCAGUUUAUUCGAUCACUUGUCGUGCACCAAAGUAUCUUGCAGGGUCGACAAGUCCAAGAUUUUGUGUUGGCCGUCAUAAAACAAGACGCAAUCAAUAUCUCGAGUUUAUAAUGGCAAGCGUCUCGUCAAUGCAAAAAGAACAUGGGACAGGACCGUUACGAAAGUCAUCACGCUAUGCCAUCACCAGUGCAUCCCCAACCCCGACUUAUAUACAAGGCUCCCGAGUCCAUGUCCCUUGGUCUCAGCAGAGAAACUAGAGCUUGGAGGCGUCUGUUAAAACGACCCGUAUAUAGCGUAAUCGCCAAAGGGUUCUCUCCAUCUAUUCGUCACUCAUUCCCGUCCCGCGGCAGAAUGACAAACCAUUUUUUCCAUGAUGGCUUUGCGAUGCCAACAGUUGCGUGCGUCCCAAAGGUUGGUCCUUGCCGGCGUGGAGAGACCGGCCAGUAGGUCCGAUAAGAAUGCGGAAUAUAUAGCGAAAAGCAAGUGACCGAAGAGCUCAUCUUCUUUAUCA
Molecule: messenger RNA, 537 nt
Organism: Microdochium trichocladiopsis
Lineage: Eukaryota; Fungi; Ascomycota; Sordariomycetes; Xylariales; Microdochiaceae
Exons: 1
Coding region: 168-473 (101 amino acids)
Source: RefSeq, a predicted model, not a curated record